AUGACAGGUCAGUAACUAAGGACCAUUACAGCACAUGCAGUAUGAGAACAGUUGCAGGAGAAGCACAGGAGCCAUGAGUGCACCAAAGAGGCACCUAAACAAGCCUGGAGGUCAGGGAGGGCAUCCUGGAGGAGGCAACAUCUCAGUUGAAGAAUUCGAAUUGACCAGACUGAGGAUGAGGGUGGUAAAUAUCCCGGGCAGUGGGAACUCUGAGUUCAACAACCAACCGGAAGGGCAGAACAGAGGGCGGAGCAUGCAGAGCUGAACUGCACACACUGCCUGCAAGGCAGGGGCCAAGGGCAAUUGGCUGGCCUUGUUUGGGCAGCAGGGGCUUGUGAGUCCUGUGAAGGAGCGUGGCAUUUAUCCGGAAGUGUUUAUUCUGCAAGCGUUUUAAGCAAGGGAGCUCCAGUUUCCCACACGAAGUGCCUUUACCCCUCCUCCCCGUGCACUCAAAUCCUGCAGCCCUCAGCAGGAGUCCGCUGUGUAGGGCAGGCCUGCCACAGUCAGGCACUGGAGGCUUUGAAGGAGAGUGAGCAAGGGGCUUGUGGGGGCUCCAGCUCAGGGGAAAGCGCCAAGGGAUUAGGGUAUUGGGGCUCAGUUUGGGGGCCAGCUGGGGUUGGAUUUGGGGGUUGAGGCAGGGCUUAAGUUUGGAUUUAAGAUUUGGGGGCUGGAUUCAGGAACAGGAGGCAUGGUUAGCACUGAGGGUGAGGGUAAGGUCUAGGACCUAAUUCCAGAAUUUGGAGCUGGGUGGGGUUAGGGUGAGGAAUUUGACCUGAGGUUUCAAGGCAAAUUUGAGUUUGGGACUUGGAGCUGAGACUGGAAUUGGAUUUUGAAAUGAGGCUGGGGGUUGAGACUGGGAUUCAAGAUUCAGGGUUGGAGCUAUGAUGUGGAGUAGAGGUUGGGGUUGGAGCUAGGAGUUUUGUAGUUAGGGUUUGAAACUGCAGCUGGGGCAGAGGUUAGGUUUGGGGCUGGAUCCAAAGCUAAGAUGGGGUUGGAGCUGGGGGGAUGGGUUAGGGCCCAGGCGGUGGGGCAGAUAGACAACAUUUCUUCUGCUGCCCAGGUCUGAAUUGUGUUCGAGCCCUAAAGCAGCUGACAGAAGUCCCUCCCUUCCCAGGAAUGCCUUGGACUGCUGAAGGAGUAAUGCCACGUCAGCCAAUCGGCUCAAGCCCUGCCUAGGAAACACCUGUUGAUCCCCUUCCCCCACCCCCUGCCCCAAGGCUCACCUGAGUGCAGGUUAGGCAGGUGAAGCACCUCCCCGGAAACGAAGCUGGAGUGCCCCACCUGCCCGGCUCAGAUCGGAUCCAGCACUUCUAGGCUUCUUGAGCCAGCAGUGACAGCUGAAGCAUGUGAGUUGGAUCCUGAAUGAGGCUUUAUCUCUGGCUCUUCGUCAUCAUCCGCCACCGUCCACCGUGGCACCAGCUCCCUCAGCCAGCUGGGAUGGGACAGGCAACUGAGAGAGCCAGAAAGAUGGUGGUGACCUUACCCUGGACUGUGAGAGGAAUAGGACUCGGGGCCUCCAGCUGCCAAGCAGGUGGUGGGGGCUGCAGGCCAUGACCUGCACCCUCUAACUCCUGGUGCUGCCCUCUGUCCUGACUCGUGCCAGACCCAGCCAUGUCUGAAGGAGAGGCUCGAGCCGCGCCGGGCCGGGGGCUGCCCCCGGAUGCACUGGCAGAGCAGGUGGAGUUGUGGUGGUCCCAGCAGCCUCGGCGCUCGGCCCUCUGCUUUGCCGUGGCCGUGGGCCUCGUGGCAAGCUGUGGGGCAGGUGGCGUGGCACUGCUCGCCUCCACCAGCAGCCGCUCGGGAGAGUGGCGGCUGGCAGUGGGCACCGUGCUGUGCCUGCUGGCCCUGCUGGUUCUGGUUAAGCAGUUGAUGAGCUCAGCCGUGCAGGACAUGAACUGCAUACGCCAGCCCCACCAUGUGGCCCUGCUGCGCAGUGGCGGUGGUGCUGAUGCCCUGGUGGUGCUGCUCAGUGGCCUGGUGCUGCUGGUCACCGGCCUGACGCUGGCUGGGCUGGCCACCGCCCCUGCACCUGCCCGGCCGCUGGCUGUCAUGCUGUCCGUGGGCAUCGCCCUGGCUGUCUCCGGCUCACUUUUGCUGCUGGCCUUGCUGCUGUAUCAGGUGGGCGUGAGUGGACACUGCCCCUCCAUCCGCGCAGCCGCUCCCUCCACCCGAAGUGACAAUGGCAGCAUCUUCAGCAUUUCAGGACAGUUGUCUGCUGGCCAGCGUCAUGAGACCACAUCCAGCAUCGCCAGCCUCAUCUGAGCAAGCUGGAGCCCUUCCCACAGCCUGCCUCAGCAUCCACAGAAUUGUGUUGGGGCGUGAGUAUGUGUGUGAGCAUGUGUGUGCACGUGCAAAGGGGACAGUGAGUGCAUGUGAGUGUGUAUGUGUCCCCAGGGCUGUCCAGCCCUUCUGUGGGAUUGUGUGCUGAGAGCCUAGUGCAGCCACACAGCCACACUGUGGGGAGGUGAGUGUGUAUCUCCUUGGAACUGGGUGUUGUGUCCAUGGAAAUGUCAGAGUCUGCCUGUCUAUAUCUGGGGUCUCUAGGCAGAGAAGUGUCUGAGAUGCCUGGAGAGCCUUGGCCCCUAUUCCCAGCACCCCUCAAAGCCAACCUGUCCUCUAACACCUGUGAGGGAUUUCCCCAGGAGUGGCUGCUCCACCUCAGAGACUGCACCAGCAUGUCUUCAUUGAGGCGAGUAAGUCGUGGCACAGUGGAGAGAACACAGGCUCCAGAAUAUACAGGCCUGGAUUGGACUCCUCCCUCUACCACUUACCAGCUGAGGAACUUGGGCAAGUGACUUAACCUCUCUGAGCCUCCGUUUCGUGAGUGUCAUGGUCAUGGUCAUAGAUUGUGAUGGUUAAAUGACAUCAUGUAAAGAAGGACUGGGCACAUGAGAGAUGUGCAUUAAAUGUGGUGGCUGCUGUUA
Messenger RNA from Hipposideros armiger (great roundleaf bat), 2924 nucleotides. It is a transcript of the gene TMEM125, whose product is annotated as transmembrane protein 125. The transcript is spliced from 3 exons. NCBI's taxonomy places the organism in Eukaryota, Metazoa, Chordata, Mammalia, Chiroptera, Hipposideridae. Bases 1612 to 2262 code for a protein of 216 amino acids. The record is from RefSeq and is a predicted model, not a curated record.